AUGCAGAAUACUUCGUCACAAGGCAAUAAGUUAGUGAAUAAACAAAUUGUGGAAGAAAUAUAUUCAAGAAUUCAACAUACGAUAAAUCCUAUUGACGCCAGUGAUCGUGUACUUGUCGCAAUAAUAAAAGCGUUAAUUUCUUUAAAUAAUGAGCCAUCAAGCCCAAGACAACUUGCGGAUUGUAUACAGAAUUAUGAUUUUACACAGUUAGGUGGGCAGACUCCGUUUGCCACUGUAUCGGGCCACAUAUCAACUCAUUUCUCUCGUGUUCGUCAACGAGUAAUUCCAAAGCCAAUAAUAGGGAAGCAACCUCAUCCGACGAUCACAAAGAGAUCAUUAUAUUAUUUUCUUGAUCCGGAUGACGUUUUACAAGAAUUACUUUCAGAGAACUUUCCAACUCAAACGCCAACACCGGAUUCACCAACCACAAAUGAAUCAACCAUAAGUGAGGAUCAAAGUUACGCUAAUACCCCAACGACGCCGUCAUCCUCUGUAGUGGAUAUCAAAGAGGUGGUGGAUGUCGACCAUAUAGAUCGAAACGGUGAAUCUAUCAGUGAUACCGAAAAUCAAUAUCCUCAUCAAAAAAUUUUCCAGAAUACCCGAACAAAGGCUCCGACAAUUGAACCUGCUGCUGCGCCUCAUGGCAUUACAAGUGACACGAAGGACAAGAAGAAGGGGUCAUACGAUACAGGGGAGAGGAACGGUGUGAUACAACCCUUAUCCCUUAAUUAUUUGCCCCCUAUUCCACGUAAUCCUGAAUCACCGAGGAUUUCAUUAACCCCUGACAUACAUAUAAUGAGAAUGAAUGGGUUGGAAGUUUUUACGACAAGAAUAAAUGGGUCUGUGUUGUUGCGCAGAGUUGAUAACAGUUAUGUUGACAAAUAUUCAUUAUUAGAAACUGGUGGACGACGAGCGAGAAACAGUGAUCGAAGAUGGAUUUCAUUGGAGGAAGCACAGAUAUUGGCAUCGGAGUUAAAUAUAGAGCAAAAUCUUGGCAUGUUUCUUUAUGAAAGAUUGUUCGAUUAUUUCGAUGUUGAUUUGGAUUAUGCUACAACGUCUAACGGUUGUUGCGCAGGUGCUUUCAACAUUAAAGAAGCCAAUUCUGCUCCUAUUGCCGAGGCUUCUGAAUAUUACGGGGGGUACAGUGACGAGUAUGGCUAUUCCAUGGACAAGCAUCAUGAUAAGGACUACUAUGACGGGUAUGGUGAUUCCAAGGACAACCAUCAUGAUAAGAACUACAAGCGCAC
Molecule: messenger RNA, 1247 nt
Organism: Funneliformis geosporum
Lineage: Eukaryota; Fungi; Glomeromycota; Glomeromycetes; Glomerales; Glomeraceae
Source: the annotation of a GenBank genome assembly